AUGUCCGGCAUGUUCAAGAGUCCUUUCGGGGCUAAUGCCAACCCUUUCGGAGGGCCCAGCGAUGGAGCCCCAGCGGGAGGCAACGCCAUUCAUCGAGUAGUUGAGGAAGAGGAGAACGAUACCGUUACGUCUCCUACAUCACCAAACUUCGGUAUGAAUGCCGGUUCAAUGUUUAGCGGCCCCUUCGGCGGCGACGCUGCCAACGACGCCCCGCCGUCUGCUCUUAGAAGCCCGCCGAAUCCCGAGAGCUAUCCCGCUCAAUACAACUUUGGCCGCCGAACCUCAGUCUCGGCCGAGUCGCUGAAGCCCAGCGCGGACACGUACGAUAACUGGUCACCUCCUUACCACGAGAAGAGCAAGGAACAGCUGGGACGUCUGCAGACCGCCAUUGAGGGCAACUUUCUUUUCAGCCACCUGGAUGAGGAGCAGAGCGCCCAGAUUCUGGGUGCGCUCAACGAAAAACCGAUUCCUGCUAAGGACAUCAAGGUUAUUAGCCAGGGUGACGCUGGCGACUUCUUCUACGUGGUAGAGAAAGGGUCUUUCGAUGUAUACGUGAACAGCAGCGGUCACUUGCAGCCCGGUCCCGAGGGCAUGGGCCAAAAAGUCGGUACCAUCCAGGCUGGAGGCUCCUUCGGUGAACUGGCUUUGAUGUACAAUGCCCCUCGCGCUGCGACCGUUAUAUCCGCCGAAUCUGGAUGUACCCUUUGGGCGCUGGAUCGUCUCACUUUCCGCCGCAUCCUCAUGGAGUCGACAUUUGCUCGACGACGGAUGUAUGAGAGUUUCCUUGAAGAGGUGCCUCUGCUGCAGAGCCUCACACCAUACGAGCGGUCCAAGAUUGCCGAUGCGCUGGAGACCCAGAAGUACGCGCCGGGAGAAACGAUCAUCAAGGAGGGAGACCCUGGACACUCGUUCUUCCUUCUAGAAAGUGGUGAAGCCGAUGCGUACAAGGGUGGCAGCGAAGAAUCUGUAAAGCACUACAGUAAGGGGGACUUCUUCGGUGAGCUUGCGCUUCUGAAUGACGCCCCUCGUGCCGCUAGCAUUGUUGCCACAACGGAUGUCAAGGUAGCAAGUCUCGGCAAGAACGCUUUCCAGAGACUCCUAGGUCCCGUCGAAGGCAUCAUGAGACGGACAAAGUACGAAGGCGUCAAAACUGGUGUCGAGGAGAUGGAUCCGCUUCAAGCGGCCUAA
Messenger RNA from Colletotrichum spaethianum, 1188 nucleotides. RefSeq names its product cAMP-dependent protein kinase regulatory subunit. Gene Ontology annotation, biological process: regulation of protein phosphorylation. Bases 1 to 1188 code for a protein of 395 amino acids. Lineage: Eukaryota; Fungi; Ascomycota; Sordariomycetes; Glomerellales; Glomerellaceae. Gene Ontology annotation, cellular component: nucleus; cAMP-dependent protein kinase complex. Gene Ontology annotation, molecular function: cAMP-dependent protein kinase regulator activity. The record is from RefSeq and is a predicted model, not a curated record. The transcript is spliced from 2 exons.